Messenger RNA from Phyllopteryx taeniolatus (common seadragon), 2839 nucleotides. It is a transcript of the gene rnf180b, whose product is annotated as ring finger protein 180b. Bases 226 to 1590 code for a protein of 454 amino acids. The transcript has 9 exons. The record is from RefSeq and is a predicted model, not a curated record. Lineage: Eukaryota; Metazoa; Chordata; Actinopteri; Syngnathiformes; Syngnathidae. Gene Ontology annotation, cellular component: endoplasmic reticulum membrane. Gene Ontology annotation, molecular function: ubiquitin protein ligase activity; ubiquitin conjugating enzyme binding. Gene Ontology annotation, biological process: serotonin metabolic process; protein polyubiquitination; norepinephrine metabolic process.
UCUCUCUGUCGCUCAUUUUUUUUGUCUGUCUGUGAGAAUAUUCCUUUUCUUGGCACAAAUUAACAUUGACAUUUAUGUAUUUAAACUCGAGUUAGACGGGGAAAAGCCUUCAUCUAUCCGCGCAUUUUGUUGACGCAGCCAUGUUUGAGGACAUCUUUUGUCCGCCCCCACGCUUUCUAGGGUGGUUGGCGUAACAGUGCACUACAAACUGGGAAAAGACCAAAAAUGCUGCGCUGCAGGAAAUGCCGCAAGGUUGUCAUCGAAAGUCUGCAAGAGUCUGAGGUUACCAAUGAAAAUUCAGAGGCGGCUUGCAACAUUUGGCACAUGGAUGUUGACGCGCUUCCAGAUUGGAUACUGACCUCAAUCCACCAGGCCCAGUGGACUGUGGGGAGGCUGAACUGUCAGAAGUGUGGGUCUCGCUUGGGAGGCUUCAACUUCAGCCAUCGUGUUGAAUGUCCUUGCGGCAGGGACGCCACUGUGCACUUCAGCAAAUGUCGCGUAGACCACGACCACAAGCAGAACCUUCUCAUAGUCCAGCCUAGAUGGACAAGACCGAACACGAGCCUGCUGCUUACAGAUGGCUCUCAGGCUGAAUACGAGAGGUGGUUUGUGAAGGGUUUGCAGCUCGACUCUAUUGCUGUCACGCGCCUCCCUGACCCCGACGAAGCCGCACAAGUAAUUACAAAAAGAGACUCGGUAAGCAGGUCUUCACCGUUCCCUGUGCUGUAUCCCAUGGACAAAGAUGAUGAAGUUGCCUUCAGUGCUGUUACCGGCUGCUCAUCUGUGUCUGCUGCAAGAGAGGCGCCUCUGGAAUGUCAGAUGGUGCACACUGAGGAUCAUGAGGGAUCAUCUGCAGAAAAUUCCCAAGACGAUGUCUCACUGUACCUUCGAGGGACACCAAUGUCUUACAGUGCACGCGAGCAGGAAGAGGCGAUGGUGCAUGGAACCGUGCAGGCCUCCAUAGUAUUACGCAGGCAAAGCAAGAAGGAGAAGAACCACCUGAAGAGCCAGCGGAGGAAACGGAGGCGGCGGGAACUGUGGCUGCAGAUGCAGGCCAACAGUUUGAGUGAUUUGAUGCUCAACAGUGAAGAGGACGAGGAAGAGGCGGGGGACAGGCAAGGCCUCACGUGUGCAGUGUGUCUCGACGUCUACUUCCACCCUUACAGCUGCCAACCCUGCAGUCACGUCUUCUGCGAGCCGUGUCUCCGCAAGCUCGCCAAGAACCGAGAGGAAAGCACACCUUGCCCUCUCUGCCGCGCCCUCAUCUCGCACACUAACUUUCACGCAGAGCUCAGUCGGAAAGCAAAAGCGUCUUUCCCGAGAGUGUACCACGCUCGCGAGCAGUACUUCCAAAACGCCUCAUGUGUUCAAUGGCCCCUGCCCAGCUACCGCAAACCCUUCUUUAACCUCUGGGGAUAUAGGAGGUAUGCAGUAAGGGCUCACAGAAGUUGGCACUUCGCCCAUGUCAGCUUCAGCCUGCAGGCUUUCGACCUCGCCGACGUGUGUGGCUGGUUCUUUGGUAUCAGACUGGCUAACUGGAUGAUGGCUUUCCUGUUCCUCACUUUGCUCUUGUACUACUUCUAUAUUUAACCCCUGGAAGAACAUUUAAUAGUUUGCAAGGAAGCUUUAAGUUUCAUUUUACUUUUUGGAAAAAGGUUUUACUCCUUUUUAAAUGUGUAGAUGCCUCCAGGCUAAAGUUAAGUCUUUCAUUUUAGUGCUCACAUUUCUCAGAAAAAGCUAAAGUUGACAAGUACCGUCAUUUCUUGUGUAUAGUGCACAACGUUGUAUAAUACGCACCCCCAAAGUUGACCUCAAAAUUCUGGAAAACCCUUCUACUUAUGUUUAUAAUGCAUUUUUACAAUGCAUGAUUUUGCUUUUACUCAUAUGAUCAAAACAUGAACUCCAUCCAUCCAUUUUCUGUACCGCUUAUGCUCAGUAGGGUCGCAGGCAUGCUGGAGCCAGCUGACUCUGGGCGAGAGGCGGGGUACACCCUGAACUGGUCGCCAGCCAAUCUCAGCAAAGCAUGAAGUAUUAUCUGUAUUUUGUUGGGUUUUUCAAAGAAUUAUUCUGAAGUUAAGCACUUUAUUUGAACAUGUAAUACUUUCUUUUUAUAUACUUGCUCUUAUUUUGAAAUUCACAGCCCUACUAUCAUUUAGUAAAUGAGAAAACACACAGUUGUGCUCAUAUGUUUGAUUACCCAGGCAUAAUUUGUACGAUAGGUACAAUUCUUUAAAAAAAACCUUUCAAAUUAAUUUUUUAUUAAAAUUUUAUUUUAAUAGGAUUCAAAUUAAACUGUGAACCAUUUCAGAAAAGCAUUAUCAUCAAACAAAACAUAACCGUAAAGAAAUUAAUGAUGGUGGCUGUCAUCAGUCGUAUUAAAAAAGAAAAAAGAAAUUCGCAAAUUCUGCCAGAUUAUGUAAAUUCAUGAGCACAACUGUACAUAUUAUGCAGUCAUGCGUACCUCUGUCAUUGAAUGUAAGUGUAGACUACACCUUUUUCAUAACCUCUAAGGGGCGGUGGUAUAUUAGAAUGAAAGUUUACACCUUUCUCAUAACCUCUAGGUGGCGGUGGCAGAUGGGAAAGAAAGUGUACACCUUUUUCAUAACCUUGAGAUGGUGGCAUACAUUUAUAAAAUUGUAAAGUUAUUUUUUAUUUUAUUUUGCCCUAUACCUAUAUAUAAUGCGCACCAUUGACUUUUGACAUUUUUUGGGGGGAAAAUGCGCAUUAUACACGAGAAAUUACAGUGGUAUGACUCGUUAUACAUCAUGUGAAUUCAAGAGUAUGGAAUGUUUUGAAGCAAAUGUUUACAAAUGCAAAUUAUAAAAUUGAGUUGAUAUUG